Messenger RNA from Colletotrichum scovillei, 1272 nucleotides. RefSeq lists its product as uncharacterized. The coding region runs from base 1 to 1272 and encodes 423 amino acids. The transcript has a single exon. The record is from RefSeq and is a predicted model, not a curated record. NCBI's taxonomy places the organism in Eukaryota, Fungi, Ascomycota, Sordariomycetes, Glomerellales, Glomerellaceae.
AUGGUCGCGAAAUUCGAAGGAGCAACCGCUACACCCGAGAAAUCAGACAAGAUGUCUGACCACGGAGAUUUCGAUCUCACCCCCUCCUCUUCGCCCGUUGCCGACAAGGGCAAGGGCAAGGCGUCGUUUGAUGAGUCUACUGAUAUCACCGCUGCUUCUGUCGCGACUGGUGAUGCUUCUCAGCCCGAGAAGAAAAAGUCCGCUCGAGAGAUUGCCGACCUGGAGCUUCUCAAGAUGGAGAACUACUUCAAUGACGAGUCCCUUGCGCGCUCUCUCGACAACUAUGUUGCUCCGAAGCACAUUCACACCAAGGUCAAGGUCCUUCCUCUCGAGGAAGACGAGGGCGUCUCCAUGGUGAAGGCUGCUAAGAUUGAACUGUGGAACAAGUUGGCUUCGCUCAAUGAGGCCUUUGAGAAGCGCCACCCGUCUGCCAAGGAAGAGCGUCUCGCCCAGGAAGCUGCUUUCGCUGCUACCAACGCUCGUCUCGACGAAAUUUUCGGAGAGUCAUCCAGGCAGGGCGUUCUGAACGAAGAGACCAAGAAGUCCACCCGUGCCGAACGCAGAGCCGAGCAAAAGGCCCAGAAGAAGGCCGACAAGAAAGCCCAAAAGGCUCGCAAGGGUGAGAUUCCCGUCGCUACUGCCCCUCAGGCUGUCACUCCGCCCACCCUUGAAGAGCACACCACCAAGGAGGCUUCGCUUCGCGAGAAGUAUCCAGAGAUCUACGCAAAGAUUGACUACUGGCGCGCUCUUGGUACUGCCAAGAAGCCCUCCGACCUUCACGAUCCUGCCGACUCUGGCAGUGAGUACACCGACGACGCCCACUCUGAUGACGAUUCGCUUCUUGAAGCUCCUUCUCAGCCUGUGACCCACGAGACCCAGACGGCCACCACCGAUGGUCAAGCCGCGGAGAGCAAAAGCCAGACGAAGGAGGCCUCUACCGAUGAUGAUUCUUCUUCUUCGGAUGACGAUGACUCAAGCACUGGCUCGUCCAACGGCGAUCCGUUCCACUUGAACAAGUACCUCACGCCAGAGUAUCAGGCAAAGGCCCAGGCUUAUCUCAAGGCCUUCGACGAGGCUCAGGCUCAAGUUACAGACAAGCCUACCGAUAAGCCCGUCUACGGACCCGCUCCUCCACCUUCCUUCACUCAGUCCGGGGGAAAGACCAUCGCAGGCAAGCCGAUUGCCAUGGAUAACCGUUCCCAGAAAACCGUGGAAAGCGACGAGUCUUACACCUUCAUCCAGAGAGACCCGAAGGAGGUCGAUGCGUUCUAG